Messenger RNA from Cyphellophora attinorum, 1560 nucleotides. RefSeq names its product Peroxisomal biogenesis factor 3. Gene Ontology annotation, biological process: protein import into peroxisome membrane. The transcript has 3 exons. Gene Ontology annotation, molecular function: protein-macromolecule adaptor activity. Gene Ontology annotation, cellular component: peroxisomal membrane. The record is from RefSeq and is a predicted model, not a curated record. NCBI's taxonomy places the organism in Eukaryota, Fungi, Ascomycota, Eurotiomycetes, Chaetothyriales, Cyphellophoraceae. Bases 1 to 1560 code for a protein of 519 amino acids.
AUGUUCGCAGGUGCCGGCCGCUGGCUCAAGCGGAACCGGAAUCGCAUCGCGUUUGGAGCUGCUGUGGUGGGAGGAACAUAUUACGUGGGCCAAUAUGUCUUGAACAAGAUUACAGAGGCUAGACAGCGAUCACAGUUGGACAAGAUCGCAAAGGAUAAUAUCAAGAGACGAUUCGAACAGAACCAGACAGACUGCACGUUGACAGUGCUCGCUCUGCUACCUACGCUCAACGAGAACAUCCUUGCCAGACUGCCAUGCGAGGACUUGACGAAUGAACUCACUGCUAGACGAGCCGAGCGCCUGGCACGAACAUCAGGCGAGGGCGCGUCGGAAUCGUCAAGUCUGAGAGAUGGCGACACUAUCAGCAUGUCCAGUCUGCAGACCGGCAGCUUUGUACAUACUAGCCGAGUGCUAGAGAGCGACCCAAAUGCACCACCACGAACGAAAGCACAGCUUUGGGGCGAACUGAAGACCACGUCUAUCACAAGGGCUUUCACCAUGAUCUACUCACUAUCGUUACUCAUUCUGUUCACUCGCAUCCAGCUCAAUCUGCUUGGACGCAUGGACUAUGUGCGGUCGGUCAUGGCUUUGGCACAACCCAUCACGAGUCCGUCCAAUUCGAUUGUGCUCGAAGACCAUGAUGGUGAGACAGGCGCAACCAUUGGUGAUAACUAUGAUGACACGAGAAGAUAUCUGAUUUUCUCCUACCAACUGCUGCAUCGCGGCUACGCCCAGAUCAUGGAGAAGGUCAGAAACGCAGUGGAAGAAGUAUUCGGUCCAGUCAGACCUCAGGAAUCUCUGUCCGCCGACCGGCUGCGAGAACUGGUAUUGGAGGUCAGAAAGCGAGUCGAAGGUGCCACAGAGCAAGACCGAUAUCUUACCCGGUGGCUGCCAUAUCUGCUUCCACCAAGAGAAGAAGAGGAGGCACUCCUGGUCGAGUCCAAUAUCAUCACCCCACCCCAAACCUCGUCAUCAUCCUCCUUCGGCGAAUCAAGCACAGCCGACUCGCCACCGAAAGAGCGAAAAUCAUAUGUCGACACGUCAAGCGGCCCCUUACGAGACCUCCUCGACGAGACCGCCGAUCUGAUCGACUCGCCCUCCUUCACCAAAAUCCACACCCUCAUCUUGAACUCGAUGUUCAGCUUGCUCUUCGACCAGAAGGUCAUCCAAGCACUCUACCCGCAGCCCAGCUACAAUCCCCUCCAGCUUCCGAAGCCAGCGCCCCACAUCCCCGGAUACAAGAGCUCGACUCCGCCGUCACAGUCGUGCCUGCCGAGCCACGAGUCAAGGCAGAGCAAUAACGGCGCCACCAACGAGUACCUCGCCAAAGCGGACGCAGAUGUGAGGGAGCUGGACGCGUUCGCGGCGGUUAUCUACACCAGUAAUCUGCCAAACACGACGACUGAGGCGAGACCGAAGUCGUCCGAGGGCCAGAUCAAGUCUUCUGAUGGGAUCGGCGUGAGUGAUGUUGGCGCGGAGAAGGCGGACGAGAUGAUAGAGAGCCAGCUGGAGAGCGCCUGGGCUAAGGUGGCUGGGUCUACGUCGUUCUCGGAAGGUUGA